Messenger RNA from Cyphomyrmex costatus, 1994 nucleotides. It is a transcript of the gene mTerf3, whose product is annotated as mitochondrial transcription termination factor 3. Gene Ontology annotation, biological process: regulation of DNA-templated transcription; mitochondrial ribosome assembly; mitochondrial transcription. Gene Ontology annotation, molecular function: double-stranded DNA binding. NCBI's taxonomy places the organism in Eukaryota, Metazoa, Arthropoda, Insecta, Hymenoptera, Formicidae. The transcript has 7 exons. Gene Ontology annotation, cellular component: mitochondrion. The coding region runs from base 202 to 1959 and encodes 585 amino acids. The record is from RefSeq and is a predicted model, not a curated record.
CCGCCGGUGGCUGUGAGUGGCUGUGAGAAUAGUGCGUGCAGCUGCAGCUACAGUGUGCGUGUUUAGGAUUUUCGGAGUCGUGCGGAUGCGCUUGUCUUCUUCUCCGCCUCCGCCUGUUCUCUCGGCGCCUUCCAGUCGUUGCUGCUGUCAUCGUCGAACAUAUAUUCAUACGAGGCACCCGCACGUCGCGAUAGGCAUACAAUGUCGAGGGACGAGCCGUUUCACAGCCUUUUCACAGCGACGGACAGCAUCGACGGCAUCUGGCCCUUCCUGCAAAGCAUUGAUUGGAGGGAUCCAUGGCUAGCUGCACUAUUAACUUUUCAUAUUGCCGUUACAAUGACCGCGUUAAUGACAAGAAACCACGCAAAUUUUCAGAUAAUCCUGUUUCUCGUGCUCUUACUCCUGGUUUAUUUCUCAGAAAGUAUUAACAAGGUUGCGGCAACAAAUUGGAUGGUAUUUUCAAGACAGCAGUACUUCGAUUCACAAGGCCUGUUUAUAUCCGUAGUUUUCUCCAUGCCCAUUUUAAUGAACUGCAUGAUCAUGGUGGCCAGCUGGCUUUAUCAAUCCAGUCAAUUAAUGACAAGUCUGAAGCGAGCUCAGUUACGACAGCAAGCCAAAAAUCGUCAGACGAACGAUGAAGCGACGAAUGAAAGAACGGUUACCCGCCCUCGCCAAUCGGACGGCGAGGCAACAAAUGAGAGAACAGCUGCUCGAUCUCGCCAGUCGGACGGCGAAGAAACGAAUGAGAUAACGGCUGCCCGACUGAAACACGAAGUUAAAAGAUGGCCGCGCUCAGACAUGUUUCAACGUUGUUGUUCACUCGUGUCGACAACACGACCGGUCGCGAUAGAUUUAAUUAGAUCUAUCUCAAAAAGCGGCGGACCGAGACAAUGCGCGUCGAAGGAGCUCGAAAGAGACGUCGAGAAAGCCUCCGAACCGAAUGCCUUGUCAGAACUACCGAAGACCGAGGAUGGAAGUUAUACGGUGGAACCGUUACCUAACCUGAGUAAUAAUACAAGCACAACUUCGUUUACUUGCGAGGACUAUCUAGACGAUCAUGACAUACGUUUGCCGCAUCCCCUGGACGUAUGCACCGAAGACCUGUCAGAUGUUGGUACGCCUCUUACUCCGACUUUCAGCUUCGCCAAAUACGCAAAUAAGUCCCGCACGAUCCAGAAGCUGGUAAACCUUGGAGUCAGUCUGUACAAAUUCGAGGCAAACGAGGGGAUGGUGGAGUACAUCUUGAACCUCAACUUCGAUCGAGACGUGAAACCAUACAUAAGGUUCCUGCACGACUGCGGAGUACCUGCUGAUUACUUAGGUACAUUUAUUACAAAGAAUCCAAACAUCUUCAAGGAGGACAUGGAUGAUCUGUACACGAGAAUAAGAUACUUGAGGGCGCAUAAUUUCAGUGUAUCAAUGAUAAAGACGAUAAUCUGCAAGAAUCCCAACUGGCUCUUGUUUAGUACAAAAGAUAUAGACGGCAGACUUGGUUACUUCCAGAGUAACUUCAAACUCAACGGCAAUGAAAUCAGAAACCUAACAGUUAAGGGACCAAAGAUAAUAACGUACAGGAUGAUACAUCUAAUGGAAAACACGUUCAGUAUCAGAGAGGAGAUGGGUUUUGAACAGAUGCAAGUGAAAAAAUUGCUUCUUACACUGCCUAGGAUAUGGAUCAAGAAUCGUAGCAGAUUGCUAAGUACAUUCGAUUAUACCCACAAUAAAAUGCAGCUGCAACAUGAUUUUAUUACGCAGAUGCCACAUAUUUUACUUUGUCGAAAAACUAGACUCCAACAGAGACAUUUGUUUCUGGUGGAAAUGAAGAAGGCACAGUAUGAUCCUUCUAAACCAAUGUAUGUUUCGCCACUAGCUUUAGUCAGCGGUACAGACGUUGACUUUUGUAGAGAUAUCGCAAAGACGUCUAUUGAUAUUUACAAUGCGUUUCUCAAAACGUUUUAAUUAUAAUAUAGAUGUAAAUAAAUGUUAAUAGAUGC